Messenger RNA from Vanrija pseudolonga, 961 nucleotides. It is a transcript of the gene dfr1, whose product is annotated as Dihydrofolate reductase. The transcript has 4 exons. NCBI's taxonomy places the organism in Eukaryota, Fungi, Basidiomycota, Tremellomycetes, Trichosporonales, Trichosporonaceae. Gene Ontology annotation, molecular function: hydrolase activity. The record is from RefSeq and is a predicted model, not a curated record. Bases 35 to 907 code for a protein of 290 amino acids. Gene Ontology annotation, cellular component: cytoplasm; nucleus.
UUCUCUCUUCCACACAAUCACCUAACCACACACAAUGGCGAUCCGGAUCCUCGCGCUGUGCGGCUACUCCCAAAACGCGUCCAUCUUCGCCAAGCAGGUGCGCUCGGCGCUGCUCGGCGUGGGCGGCAGCGCUGCGGAGUUCAAGGCGAACUGGUCCGCCCUGCCGGCCAAGUACCAGGCGUUCCAGAUCGCCGGCGCGGACGGCGUUUCGCUCGACGGCAAGCCUAUCGGCUCGGCGACGAACGCCAACGGCGCGACCGGCGCCGAGGUCGUGUUCGUCGACCCGCCUGUCGUGCUCGGCGAGUCGCAGCUCUCGCCCAUCCAGGUCAAGGAGGUGGCCGCGUACGCCAAGGGCGAUGCGGCGCCGAACGUCGCUGUUACCCGCUCGUGGUGGACCGCGCCGGACAGGAAGACGUACCAGUACUUCGACAACACGGUCAAGUACCUCCACGAAUACCUCGUCAGCAACGAGCCCUUUGACGGCGUGAUCGGCUUCAGCCAGGGCGCGGCCAUGGCCGCUGCGCUCGCCGCGCUCCUCGAGAAGCCCGGACUCCACCCCGACUUCCCGGCCAACGACAAGCUCAAGCCUCUGAAGUUCGCCAUCGCCGUUGGCGGCUUCAAGCCCCGCUCCGAGGUGCCCGACUUUACCAACUACUUCCCGCUGCAGACGCCCGUGCUGCACGUCGUCGGCAAGACGGACCCCGUGGUCUCGGGCAAGGCGAGCAAGCAGCUCCAGGACGCGUGCCCUUCCAGCCGGGUCGAGACGCACGAGGGUGGACAUGUCACCCCCGGCGGCGAGGAGUGGGCUGGGUUCUUGAGCGAGUACAUCAACACUGUCGGCAAGGGCGGCAAGGCCGAGGACGUUGCCCCUCUGUCGACCUUUGGCGCCGCCAGGGCGCGUCUGUAGAUCUAGAGGCGGCGUGCGUAGAUGAUGUAGAUGCAAGAGAGAAGUGUGCCAGGG